Capsicum annuum is the source of this 1851-nucleotide messenger RNA. RefSeq lists its product as uncharacterized. The record is from RefSeq and is a predicted model, not a curated record. The transcript is spliced from 4 exons. Lineage: Eukaryota; Viridiplantae; Streptophyta; Magnoliopsida; Solanales; Solanaceae. The annotation marks the transcript as partial.
AUGAUCAGUGCAAUCAUAUGGAAUAUUAGAGGCGUGAGAUCUAAAAAGGCCAUUCAAAGACUCAAAAGACUUGUUUACAAGAAUAAAGUUGAUAUGGUGGCUAUUUCUGAACCUAUGGUCAAUAUGAACAAAGUAGAAGGUUACAAAAGAUUUUUGGGUUUUGAUCACUGCACAACCAAUGUUACUGGUAAGUUGUGGUGUUUUGGGAGGGAUAACUGCAUCGUAUCCCUCAUUCAAAAUCAUGAACAACAUAUUACUAUGAAGAUUAGAAAGAAUCAGAAUAGUGAAAACUUUUAUGUUACUGUUGUACAUGCUAAAUGUACCAAAGUCGAGAGAAAAGAGCUUUGGAAUAGCUUAGAAAACCUGAAUAAGAUCAUUACUAUGCCAUGGUGUAUAGGUGGCAACUUUAAUGUCAUACUGCAUCCUGAAGAAAAACUGGGAGGACUUCCUCAUAGAAACUCCAAAAGUUUUGAUUUCAUGGAGUGCAUGGACUCUUGUGGCAUGACGGACAUUGGUUAUACUGGGUCUAAAUACACUUGGUGUAACAAUUGGAGUCCUUGCAAGAGGAUUUGGAAGAGAUUGGAUAGUGUCUUUAUAAAUGAUUUGUGGGCUCAAAAAUAUUCCAACAAUAUUGUGAAGCACAUGGCCAGGACCGGGUCUGACCACAGACCAAUACUACUGAAGUGUAAUAAUGAACUAAACAAUGGUUACAAGUACUUCAAAUUCUUGGACUUUUGGAUCACCCACAGUGAUUUUAAAAACGUGGUUUCGACUGAGUGGAGCAACAAGCAAGACUCUUUACUGAAACAAAAGGCAAGAACCAGGUGGUUUGAAGAGGGUGAUUCUAACAACAAAUAUUUUCAUUCUGUCAUUGGAGAAAGAAGAAGAAGGCUAUGCAUUCAAAGAAUCAAAAACAAGAAAGGUAAAUGGAUAUCUGGUGAUGAGAAGAUUGGGAAGGCUGCUGUCAAACAUUAUGAGCAUAUGUUUAAUCUUACUCCGAGCAUAGUUGAUCCCAACAUCCUGGAGGUUGUUCCAGAAUGCAUUACGUAUGAGGAUAAUAUCAACAUCUCAAAAUGUCCUCAAGAGGAUGAAAUUAGAGAAGCUGUUUUCGACAUGAAUCCUGAUAGCACAGCAGGACCAGAUGGAUUUUCAGGUAGACUUAUUACUGAGAACAUUCUGUUGACACAAGAAAUUGUCCAAAGUAUUAAGUCUAAAAACAAAGGGGGUAAUGUGGUUAUCAAAUUAGAUAUGGAUAAAGCUUAUGAUCGAAUAUCUUGGUCUUUUAUUGUCUCUGUUUUGAAUAAAUUUGGUUUCAGUAUGGACGUCAUCAAUCUUUUUAUGGGUACUAUCAGUAAUGUUUGGUAUUCGAUUAUUCUGAAUGGAACUAGAAAGGGUUUCUUUACUUCCACUCAAGGUUUCAAGCAAGGUGACCCUUUGUCCCCUUCUCUAUUUAUCAUCGCCGCAGAAGUGUUAUCUAGAUUACUUAAUAACCUUAUUCACAGUGAACAUUUCUUACCAUUUUCAAUGCCUGUUAGAGGACCAGUCAUCAAUCAUCUCUCAUAUGCCGAUGAUAUCGUCAUCUUCACUAGUGGAAAUACCAAAUCCAUCAGAAUGAUCAUGAAGCAGAUACACAGGUAUGGAGAUCGAAGGCCACAAGAAUGUCUAUGCUGUAAUAAUCCACAACCUGAAACCAUCAAGCAUGUUUUCAUUGUCAGUGAACCAGCACGCUACUUAUGGAAAGCUUUUGGACAUCCUAUGGGUAUCAAAUACCAAAGCAAACCAGUAAGAAGCUUCUUAAAUGAUUGGUGGGGAAACAAUGGAAGAAAUGCAAUUCAGAGAAUGAUGAUCCAG